Thamnophis sirtalis is the source of this 1335-nucleotide messenger RNA. NCBI's taxonomy places the organism in Eukaryota, Metazoa, Chordata, Lepidosauria, Squamata, Natricidae. The record is from RefSeq and is a predicted model, not a curated record.
GAGUCGGAAACUUCAGUGGAGUUAUUGGCAUCUUUUAUUAUAAAAAUAAUAAUUCAAAACAAUUAAAACAUCUGCAGCGUCCCCCUUUCGAUUUGCGCUCUGUUUUUGUUCAUUUGCCCUUUUCCUCAAAUCAGAGUUGCUUUUUUUGUUUUCCCCAACCGCUUUCCGGGAAAUGGGAAAAGUUACUAGCUGGUACCCAGGGUGGCAUUUCGCUUUGCUCGCCGCUCGGACCUGGCUUUUGAUCCUUACUUUUGGCUUUAUCGGAGCAGACAUCACUUGCCGAUCGUGCCGCUGGCAGGUGCAGCUACAGCUGCAGCCACCAGCCCGAGGAUUAUUAAUGAACUUGAGGACGGCACGAGGAGGCGAUGGGGCCGGAGAGAUACCUGUGGAUAAAAGAGGUGAGGAGCCCGCGAAUCGCAGGCAAGAGGCGGCGGAUGCCGGCAGUCCGAUCUCGGCUGCUUCUGUCGGGGAGAAACGUGUCGGCAUGGGAUCAAAGGGUUGGAUGGGACCGAGCAAAGUAACCGGCGAUCUGCAAGAAUUUUCCCCGAUCCGACCCAGACACUCUCCUCCGGAUGUUGGCAGGCCCACCCGCAAAAAGUUAGCCUCGGCUGCCGCUCUGUUUCCAGCGAGAAGCGGAGGGCGUCGAGGGGCCAGUUCGGAGGCCAGCCGGAGGUCCGGAUCGACGCUCCUGAGCCGGCGAAGAAAGAAUAACCGGCACGAUCGGACUAGGCGGUCGAGUCGGAAACCCAGAGGAGCUCCGGCUGAAAGAGACGCGCCGCUGGAGAGCAGGGCGCGGGCAGCGUCGGAGCAACUGCUGGCAAAAGCCACGCGCUUCCGACAGGAAGAAUUCAAAUUGACAAGCACGACCUUUGCUCUCACUGGAGAUUCGGCGCAUAACCAAGCCAUGGUGCACUGGUCGGGCCACAACAGCAGUGUUAUUUUAAUUCUGACAAAGUUGUAUGACUACAACCUGGGGAGUAUCACAGAGAGCUCACUGUGGAGGUCAACUGAUUAUGGGACAACAUAUGAAAAGAUGAAUGAUAAAGUGGGCCUGAAGACCAUUUUGAGCUACCUUUAUGUCUGCCCAACAAAUAAGCGUAAGAUUAUGUUGCUUACGGAUCCUGAGAUUGAAAGCAGCCUGCUGAUCAGUUCUGAUGAAGGAGCCACCUAUCAAAAAUACCGGCUGAACUUCUACAUCCAUAGCAUGCUCUUUCAUCCCAAGCAGGAGGACUGGAUUUUGGCAUACAGUCAGGAUCAGAAGUUGUACAGUUCAGUUGAAUUUGGAAGAAGAUGGCUACUUCUACAAGAAUCCAUAACCCCAAAUAGAUUCUACUG